Molecule: messenger RNA, 2563 nt
Organism: Branchiostoma belcheri (Belcher's lancelet)
Lineage: Eukaryota; Metazoa; Chordata; Leptocardii; Amphioxiformes; Branchiostomatidae
Product: kelch-like protein 12
Exons: 3
Coding region: 1-1803 (600 amino acids)
Molecular function (GO): protein binding
Source: RefSeq, a predicted model, not a curated record
AUGGCGACCGGUGGAAACACAGAAACAGUUCGGAGAAGUUUGGACCACUCGUUUCACGCUAACACCGUUCUGUGCGCUCUGAACGAGCAGAGAAUCCAGGAGAAGUUCUGCGAUGUAGUUCUGGAAGUAGAGGGGCGGAAGAUCCCGGCUCACCGUAACGUCCUGGCCGCCUGUAGCCCCUACUUUGACGCCAUGUUCGGUGGAAACUUGGCCGAAAGUCGCAGCAGUCAGGUGACACUGACUGAGGUCAGCCCUGAAGCAGUGAGUAAAGUCAUUGAGUACAUGUACAAGGGACAAGUUCAGGUGGACCCAAAACAUGCAGAAGAACUGCUUCAUGUAUCUGACCUCUUCCUUAUAACAGAACUAAAGCUAGAAUGCCAGGAUAUCCUCCAGAACAUGCUGGACUCCAACGAUGCCGUCCAGUGCCUUCGAAUCCGAAAUCUGGCAAAGAUUUACAACAUGACAACGCUGGAAGAGAAGGCCAUGACUUUUGUACGCCAAAACUUCAGUGAGAUCGCGAAGAGAGAGGACAUCCUACAAACAUCUAUUGAAGACAUGCGAACACUCUUGUCCGACGACCACCUACAAGUCGAAAGCGAAGAGUCCAUCCUUGAACUUAUUCUACGAUGGAUUCAAUCUGACAAAACUAACCGGGAACAGUACCUUACUGAGCUAGUCAAACUUGUUCGGUAUGGCGACGUCAACAAAGACUUCCUGUCAAAAGUCAGGAUGGAGGACUUGGUACGUGAGAGUGAAGAAUGCCAACUGCUUAUUGACGACAUCAUGUCCAAGUUCAGAACUGAACUAGAGGCAAUCCCUGGUAUGAAGACAAGAGGGGGGAGGUUGAAGGAAGUUUUGAUGAUGGCUGGUGGUUAUCUCACCUCAGCUGCGGUGAGGUUUCCGAUACAGUACAGCCAGGCGUAUGUAAUAGAAGAAGGGAAAUGGAUGGGCCUUCCUCGGCUGCCCUCUGCACAAGGUGCUUACGGUAUUGCUGCAUGCCACAGACAAGCUUAUUCAGUCGGAGGUCUGUUUGCUAGACCAGUCGGAUCCAGAACCACAGCUAUAGUCAGCAGUGUUAAAGCUUAUCGUUACGACUCGUUGUCUAAUACGUGGACACAGGUGGCAGAUAUGAAUGCGCCAAGGGCGUAUCCGGGGGUGGCGGCUUGUGGGGGGUAUGUGUACGCUAUCGGGGGGCUGAGUUCUGGGGGGCUUCAUCGUAACAACACCGUGGAGAGAUACAGCCCCAAAGAGGACCAAUGGCAGCAUGUCGCAUCCAUGAACAGUGCUCGCUUCAGUGUGGCGACUGUUGUCAAGGAUGAUCGGUAUAUCUACUGCAUCAGUGGGAAGGAGACCGCAGUGACCACCAGUCAGUCAGUAGAAGUGUACGACACCGAGACUAACAGAUGGAGAUGUCUACCCCGUGCACCAAUCACGUUCGAGGAGGUACCCUUCGCAGAAGUCCACCCCGGGGAUGGUAUGAUCCACGUCUACAGUAUCGGCCAAUCAGAGUGUGUUUUUGACCCCAAGAGCGAACUGUGGACAGUCGUAUCGGAUGGUCCAAUUCCACAUCUUCCUGACAGUUCAGUUAGAAGGAAGGCGGCUGUACACGUUGAAAAGGGAGUGAUUCACGUGUGGGGAGGGCAUGACAGAAACAACAGCAACACAAUAUAUUCCAAUGGGUUUGUGUAUAGAGAUGGAACAUGGACAGCUAUGAAUGCUGGUGGGAUCGCUACCAUGUCAGCAGCCUUCUGCAAGCUCAAACUACCAGUAGAGUUUCUGAGAGGACUACAUGGCAAACAGUGAAGAUGACAGUUUUUUACAUGACUUACAAAUUCAUGCAUCUUUUUACUUUCGGGUCUGGAAGUAUUGAUUAUUUUGGGUGGCUGAGCUGAGACUUUGUGUACCUGUUUGUCUGAACAGAGUAGGUUGACAGCACAUAUGGCAGGGGAAUGAUUGACAGGCAACAGGACAGAGUAAAAAGGUCAGACACAGGAUGUGGGGGGGGGUCAUGAAUGGCUUAGAAUCUGUCCUGGAGCAAGCAUGAAGUUGUGGUUGGCAGGGGGGAAUUCAGGAAGCUGAGUCUUCUAUACCUGAAGUUGGAGGAGGUUAAUUAUGAGGGUUUUUUUUUGCUUCAGGCAAACACUAAAUCAAGCAAUUCCGCUACCCAAAUAAACAUUACCAUUGUACAGUAACUGCUUUAUUACAUUCCACUUUUUAAAGACUUACUACCAUUAUACAGUUACUGUUUAAUUACAUUCCAGUCUUUUUUUUUCAAGAUUUACUACCAUUGUACAGUUCACUGCUUCAUUACAGACCAGUCAAUUUUUCCAAAUUUACUACCACUGUACUUUUUUAUUACAUUUCAGUUGCUAUUUGAUAUUUUACCACCAUUGUACAGUUAUUUUUUUAUAACAUUCAAGUUGCUAUUUUAAAAUUUCCGACCAUCGCACAUCACUCCAGUCAUGUUUCCUUACAUUCCUGUCAAUUUUUCAAAAUUUACUACCAUUGUACAGUUACUGUUCCAUUACUUUCCGGUCACUUAGGCCACACCAAUUUAAUUUGU